CGUAGAAAAGCGUACCGUAUUUUUCCAUUUUCUGUUCAGUGUUCAUCAAGUUUAUGAUUUGAAUGUUUUCUGUAGAAAGUGAUAAUAGUUUAUUCAUGAAACCAAGGACAAUAAUUGUUCAUUCGCAAUACUCCUUAUUCUAGGUUGUUGUAAUUUUUGUUCCCUUUUGUACCUAGUUUUCUUGAGGUGAGAGGAUUCUAACCUCAAUUAGGUCUACGAUGGCUAAGAAGGAUGAUAGGGAAAUUGAGGCCAGCGAAGUUGCAAUUAUCAGAGAAGUCUACGACAACGAACAUUCUCCCGAUGCUUUUGGUGAGGAACUGGACAGAGCUUUGGAGAAUGGUUUUAGAAUUAUCAUAGUUGAGCCCACCAGACUAGGGGAUGAAACUUCAAGAUGGAUUGCCGUCGGUAAUUUCCUGCAUAAGAGCGCUGCUAUUUCGGGGGUGGCUGCUAUUAUAGCUGCAGGUAUCCUAUGGCCCAAGAAACCGAUAACCUACGCACCACUGGGCAUCUUCUCGUUCCUGUGCACCGGUGUCUACAUGGUCUCCUGGCAGACCGACCCAUGCUGCCAGUAUCAGGUGAAUCGGAGUGCCGAGCUACUAGCCAAGAUGCCCGUCUACGGAGUUCUCACGUCAUCGUCGCCCGUCGUUCUAGUGCGCAAGAGCGACUUCCGUCGCAGGAUACUGCAUUCGGCCGUUACGCUCACAUCCACUGUCUUCUGCCUCUGGCGGCUGUAUGUUGUCUACAAGUAAACUAAGUCAUCUAGUGAGGUUGAACUGUGUUAACGGUAAUUCAAGGGAGAUCUAGCUUAAACUAUGUUAAAUGUAAUUAAAGUUAACAUAGUUCAAGAGAGAUCUAGCUUAAACUAUGUUAAAUGAAAUUAAAGUUAACAUAGUUCAAGAGAGAUCUAGCUUAAACUAUGUUAAAUGUAAUUAAAGUU
Messenger RNA from Nilaparvata lugens (brown planthopper), 937 nucleotides. It is a transcript of the gene Pmi, whose product is annotated as transmembrane protein 11-A, mitochondrial. The transcript is spliced from 3 exons. The record is from RefSeq and is a predicted model, not a curated record. NCBI's taxonomy places the organism in Eukaryota, Metazoa, Arthropoda, Insecta, Hemiptera, Delphacidae. Gene Ontology annotation, biological process: inner mitochondrial membrane organization. Gene Ontology annotation, cellular component: mitochondrial inner membrane. The coding region runs from base 219 to 749 and encodes 176 amino acids.